This is a messenger RNA of Amoebophrya sp. A25, 4249 nucleotides long. The record is from the annotation of a GenBank genome assembly. Lineage: Eukaryota; Dinophyceae; Syndiniales; Amoebophryaceae.
AUGGCUGAAAGUGCUAAACAUAUUGAAGAUUCGAAGAUGGAAGAUGCCAAAGACGAUAUUGAGGAAUACGCAGAGGUGGAGGACGUAGGAGACGAGGAUGAAGAAGAUGCAGAGGAGGGGGAAGAAGAUGCAGAGGAGGGGGAAGAAGAUGCAGAGGAGGGGGUCGAGUGUGCGCGGCAGAAUAUGCUACAGUUUUAUACUAUAUUAAAGUCACGAGGAGAGAACGUCGAGGAUCUUCACCGUCGACUCGAAAAGGAAUUCGAAGAUUAAGACUGAGCAGAUGUAAAGAUAUUAACCGCUUAAUUUGAAAGAAUGUGGAAGUACCCUCUAGACAGUGAAUUGUUUUGAAGUAUAUUUAUGAUUUUUAUCCGAGACUUAUGCCAUGCCAUUGUAUGGAAGUAGCUACGCAUUCUUUUCUUUGAAGUAAGGUGGACUGACGCUGCUCUAAUAAGAGGAGGAGUAUUUCGAUGCGGUAGACCGCGAGCUCAUCGAAUUGGGUCGAGGGUUGCCCUCCUCCUUACCGGAGUAUUUCACGAGUUUGGAGGCCUUUAAUUAUGGCAGGCACAAUGAGAAAAUAUAUAAGGGAAGUAAUUCCGACUAGAUCAAGCUUUAGAAUUAGAAGUAUUAUGUAGUUAUACUCGUAGGUCCAUCUAUUGGGGAUAAGGUGAUGGCUUUUGGGAACUCUGCCCGCGCUCGUGCAUAUUGAGUGUGGCGGAAAUUUUAAUAUGUUGCUGUUCUUGAUGUCGGGCUCGUGUGGGGAUUGCCGACAAUUCCUUCGAUUGUACUUAUCUCUAAUUUGAAGACGAUAUACAUCAUCGAUGUCAUCGGCUGCUCUCGCAAGCGUUGGAAGAGAGAGCCUGCUUAUACUGGAAAGCGUUCACGUACAAUUAAGAGCACCACACCUCCAAAGUAGGGAACCUUGCACCAGGACACCAGAUUUGUUGUUAAUGAUUCAAUAGAGCGAAAAGAACGUUAAAUCGUAAAUGUCUACUUCAUCUAGAAGAAGUUCACUCUCUGAGUCAAAGUGCUGGUCGUUAGAUUCGACCGCUGAAGAGUUUUCAGGUUCCCUACUACCUUGCACCUUCACAGCAAGGGGGUGCCUGGGUGGAAGAUGGAUUACUGCGCGUUUGUCCUGAACAAGAUAAUGGAGUGUAAUCAACAUCUGGAGAACCAGACGGGAAUGCAGCUAUAUAUGAACUAUCCCAACAUCAAACCGCGGAACGCCAACCUGCACCAUUUGGAGAACUUCUUGGCUCCGUCCGUGAGUUGGGUUUUGGACCGCAAGCACUGCGCAUAGGGCUGAAGACAGCGUAGUUCCAGGUGCAACCCGUUAAAAUACUAAACAAUCAACACCGCAUGACUGAGUAUCUCAACGGGGGGCUUUCCUUGUUUUCAGGUUAUCUUUACGUAUGUUCAUAGAUACGAAAGCACAUUUGCUCUAAUACAAAAGUACACUGGAAAUUGGAGGCAUUGAGGAAUCGUUCGUGUGGCCAGAGCAGCCUCCAGCAGAUGUUCUCGCGAAAAGAGCACUAGGUGUACCAGACUCAGAGGUGACGAAGCUUUUGACGGGAGUCUUCAUUAAGGACAGAAUGAAUAAUUUAUUUCCUCACCAUCUCUUGAAGUUAGUAUUCUACUCUGGGUUCUGGCACUUAGGGGAGUUGUUUUGUAAAUAAGUUAGACAAGAAUCAAGAAGUGCUUGAAGUGGAUAUCCAUUGUACACCAUGAAGUCUUGACAGAGAUGCAAGAAUCGACCCAAGUAGAUGAAGUAUUUUUAAGAGGUAGAAUGCACCCGAUGAAGAUCGUUAUCGAUGUACUUAUAUUAUAAGUACUUUUUAGGCAUUCUGGGACGCGAUCUAACUUUUGUUUCACGCACCUAACGAGCAGCGUUACUGCAAUCAGCUCCGUCCAGAGCGAGGUACUCCAGGGCAACUUGCUCGAAGCUUGGAAGCCGCGAGCGGAGGCCGACCCUCGUUUUGCGAAAGUGGUGGAGCAGGUGAAAACGCGCGUAGAAACGGCGUAUGAUGUCCAGGCGUUUUUGCGAGUACUAAGGCUACCCUUUCAUCAUCUGGUGUGAAGUGCUGUCCUCAGGCAGAGUCCCCGCACCAUAACAAGAAAAUGAAAAGGAUUAUGCGGCGGGGACGCCAAGCUGAAGCAUCUCACUCGGAUCUUGAUGAUAAGGAACCCGAACCACUGCUAAGAAAGAACCUUGGUAGCCUACGUUACCAAGUGAGCCACCUGAUCUACGUAACGAAGGAUAGCCAAGAGCUAUUGAAGCAACUCAGCAGUCUUUUGAUUUUCUCUGGACCCAAGUGGAGAUCACUUGUGGAGGGGUUGGAUAAUGCUUUUAAGGAGCAUUUGAAGUAUCAAACGCCCAGGCUCCCUGAAGUUGAUCCUAGGACAGGCAAACUUUCGCUGGGAAUAGUUGAUCCGGAAAAGCCGCGCACUCCGUUCGAGUCGGAAGAGCAAAGGGAGCACGUUGCGCUAGGUCUUCGGGCUUUCUUGGCUUUUGGCCUGCAAGUGGUUUGCGAGGGUCGACAUCUUCUUCGCCUGCGACAAGAAGGUCCCCCGUCUAUCUGGGACUAUAGAACCAUGAAGCCGAUCGAAGACUUGCCGAAAACAGUGGCUCAGAACAACGGCGGCCCUAACGGAUUUCGCUGGGGCAUUGGUGGCCCGGGCUUCAUGCCCCAUGAAGGGCUAGGGUGUGCUUAUGAUUUUCGAAUGUCCAUCUUCAGAAGCAUCUUCGGGAUUACUUACUUGUUUGGAGGGGAAAGUCAAAGUAACACCACAAAAAUGCGAAUCACCCAUGAUGGAUGUCGGAAAGUAGAUCUAACUUCUGGGGUCGAAGAAGGACAUUGAGAUGAUCGGUGAUAUGUUUGAUGAUUUUCAGGAGGGUCUGCUGCAGGCUUUUGUUGCUUACGAAAAUAACCUGAGCGGAAUUUCUAGGGAAGACUUAACAGUGCUCUUUACCUACAUGCCUUUGCUGUAUGCGGAUGAGGAAGAAUUUCGUAAGCUCGUCAAAUAUUUGCCGAGAAACGCGGCCCUUAAUAGGACUAUCUACAGUACGAUAGAGGCGUCAAUUAUGGCUAUUUUUUCAUCAUGCUCUGAGGCACCGUUGGCGCUGGCCUUGUGAGUGAGGACCUCCAUCAUUGCUUCCACCAAGGGAUCUUGGACUAGUCAAUGUUUAACCUAUGUAUGCAUUUACAAAGGGAACAAAGGGAGGCUCCUCACCUCACUGUGGAUCAUGAAUACCGAACACUAAGUCCAGCGGCAAAGAGAAUCAACAAGGGGAUCAAGAUGUGCGUUCUGCUGACUUCGGGAAUGAGAAUGACUUUCGAGACAGUGCUGCAAUGGCAUCUGCGCUUGCUGAUAGAGGGACAAGAAUCAGUGGGGUCGAGGAUGAGCAAGUAAAGGCAACAAAAGGCGAGUUGGAAAAGGAUAUGCUCUCAUCCCUUGGGGCUUCGUCAAAAAAGACUUCGUCUUCGGUCGUGAAAGACUUCAAAAUGGCCUCCGGAAUACAGGAAUAUGACGCGGAUCAGACUCUGUUCUUUGAUGCGGAAACGUGCAUUAAGAGUUUUGCUGAAAAACAGGGGUCGCAACCCCGCCCAGCAGACCUGGAGCACGGAUGUUCUGCUUGUACGAUUAUGUAGCGGCAUGGAAAUGGAUAUGAAGACGCAUCAUGGUAUCGAUAUGACCUUAAUAUUGGACUUGGAAGCAACUAGCAGCGUGGCUUUGGAAGAGGCCAACUGCUGCCGUGUGAUGCGUGCUUGUUGUAUGACUACUUGUGAUGGUUUCUGCUCAUUUGAUUUAUGAGCUCUUGUGAGAAGGUACUCACGCAUUGACUUCAAACAGGUCAGAGAACCCAUGAAAAGAUAUUACUCUUACUCAUGAAAAAGUAUAGAAUACACUCCAACCACGCACAUUAUUUGAAUCAAUUGAAUGUCGCAUCCUGGCGCAAACGCAUUGGCAAUUUUUCGCGCGAUUACUUGUUAAUAUUGACGCACUAGAACAAAGGCAUGGAAAUAAUUAACAACACGAGCAGCAAAGAAAUUAGGCACUAGAUUUUGAACCUUGCAGUAGAGUCCACUGGUAAGUAGAUACGUAAUGCGAAAAGAGCAAAAUAUUACAGAAAAGUACACAAGUCAUUGAUACAUAUGUUGAACCAACGAAAACAUCGGAAAAGAAGCUCGAAUAAGAUGCAAAUAUCAUCAAUGUAUUUUCAAUUGGCACUGAUAUGCACAGAUGAAUACAU